AUGACAAAUUCAGGAAGAGGCUCAUUGUCACUCAACAAGGGCUGUGCCCCUAAUGCCUCACAUUCUCUCAUCUUGUUGCUUCUUGGGUUCUCAAGAGCUAGAGUGCCCCCCAGUGUCCUCUUUCUCCUGUUCCUGGCUAUUUAUCUGACCACCAUGAUGGGAAACGUUACUCUUGUGCUGCUCAUCUCCCAGGACCCCAGGCUCCACUCACCUAUGUACUAUCUGCUCCAUGGUCUCUCCGUGAUAGACAUGGGGCUGUCCACAGUCAGUCUGCCCCAGUUGCUGGCCCAUCUGGUCACUCAUGACCCAGCCAUUCCUGCUGCCCUCUGUCUGGCCCAGUUCUUCUUCUUCUAUGCAUUUGGAGUUACAGACACCCUUGUUAUUUCUGUCAUGGCUCUGGAUCACUACGUGGCCAUCUGUGACCCUCUGCACUACCGUUUGGUGAUGAAUCGCCAACUGUACUUCCAGCCUCCUUCCCAGAACUCUUGGGAUCAGGACAUGGUGGCUGCUGUGAUGUACACGGCCAUUACGCCUUUGGCCCACCCUUUUGUGUACAGCAUCCACAACAAGGAUGUCAAGAGUGCACUCCAUAGGCUGCUUAGAGGAGGGAGGGUGGGCUCCUGA
Molecule: messenger RNA, 624 nt
Organism: Balaenoptera acutorostrata (minke whale)
Lineage: Eukaryota; Metazoa; Chordata; Mammalia; Artiodactyla; Balaenopteridae
Product: olfactory receptor 1B1
Biological process (GO): G protein-coupled receptor signaling pathway
Cellular component (GO): membrane
Molecular function (GO): G protein-coupled receptor activity; olfactory receptor activity
Source: RefSeq, a predicted model, not a curated record